CCAACACACACUUGCAUUCGCUCACAACAUGGCGAUGAAGCGCCGAGAGACACGACGGCUCUCUCCCAACUAAAUGCGACCCUGUUCUGAGUGAAAGCAGGGGACUAUGUCAAAGGGAUAUACCUGAACUAAUAGCCAACUAAUAGCCUACUUCAGAGAGGGGAUUAUUGCGGAUUCCAUUAUAUAUACAUGUUGCUAGCGGUAUAGCUGGCUGUAGAGACCCGCACGCUGCUUUACCCCUCUGCUGGAAAUCAAUGCUUUACAUGGCGGUGGAGACUAUCUGGGUUUUCUAUCUACUUUCGUUUGGCUUCUGUGGACCAUCCGUUCAAGUGAAGCCUGUGACGGUGGAGCUGAGCUGUGGGGCGGGGCCUGUCCUCGUGGUGCUGGAGCCGGGACAGCCUCUGCUGCUGGACUGUCACCUGGGGGCCACGUCCCUGGACACGCCCCUCAACGUCACCUGGCUGCAGGAUGGGCUCCCCGUACUGGAGGGGGAGGGGAACUCCCUCAGGACCCUGGCCAACGGCUCACUGCUGGUGCUGCCCACCUCUGUGGAUGGCCGGACGCCUCAAGGCGUGGAGGGGGGUUACAGCUGUGUGAGUGCCGGCCCUUUUGGAGCUCUGACCAGCCGCACCAUCACCGUUCACCUGGCCACGCUGUCUCGUUUCCAUCAGGAACCAGAGGCCCAGGUGGUGCCCGUGGGGGGUGCUUCCCGCUUUGAGUGCCAGAUAGACGGAGUGCCCACGCCAAGGAUAACCUGGGAGAAGGACCAGGAACCCAUCCCCAGCCAGCUUAGGUUCAUCUCUCUCCCUAACGGUGUGCUCCAGAUCUUGGGGGCGGUUAAGGAGGAUGGGGGUGCGUACCGCUGUGUGGCCUCCAACUCUGCCCGGAAACGCUUCAGCCAGGAUGCCAUCCUCACUGUCACUACAGGUCCUGGCCCUGCCCAAAGUGAGGUAGUGAUCGUGGCACCUCCUCAGAAUGCCACGGUGGUGCAGGGGCGUCCAGCGGUGAUGGAGUGCAUGGCCCAGGGCGGGCAGCCCAAACCCCUGGUGUCCUGGAGCAGACAGGACGGGAAGCCCAUCGCCACCGACGUGGUUGUCCUGGAAACUAACCUGGUGAUCCCCAACACACGGCGUAACCAUGCGGGGGUCUACGUCUGCCGUGCCAACAAACCCAAGACCCGCGAGUUUGUCAUAGCUGCAGCUGAACUGCAUGUGCCAGCCCCACCAGUGAUCCUCCAGCCCCCAGAGACGGUGUCUCUCUCUCGGGGAAACACAGCCAGGUUUGUGUGUAACGGCUCUGGGGAGCCUCCCCCGGCGCUGCACUGGCUGAAGAAUGGCAAGCCGGUCAAGUCUAACGGGCGGGUGAAGACCCAGAGCCCUGGGGUGCUGCUCAUCAACCAGCUGGGCCUGGACGACGCAGGGUACUACCAGUGCAUCGCUGACAACGCUCUGGGGACGGCCUGCGCCACAGCCAAGCUGUCUGUCAUUGUGAGAGAGGGUCUACCCAGCCCACCACACCAGCUCUCUGCCACGCCCCACUCCAGCACCACCGCCCUCCUCACCUGGGAACGGCCCGAACACAACAGUGACCAGAUUAUAGGCUUCUCUGUGCACUACCAGCCCACUUCAGGCUCUGAUCACAUGGAAUACCAGUUUGCUGUGAACAACGACACCACAGAGUACCAUGUGAAGGAGCUACUGCCACACACAGCCUAUACCUUCUACGUGGUGGCCUACUCCCCCAUGGGAGCCAGCCGCCCGUCACGGCCCGUCACCGUGGAGAUGCUGGAGGACGUACCCAGUGCCCCUCCACAGCUGUCCCUGCUCAGCACCUCUCCUACAGACAUCAGAGUGAUGUGGCUGCCCCUGUCCUCCCAGCACAGCAGAGGAGCUGUCACCCGCUACCGCAUCGACUACUCCACACUGGAACAGGUGGACAACGUGUUUUCUGUGGAGGUGGGGGGGAAUGAGACUCAGCUUACCUUGCGGGAGCUGCUGCCUAACCAGGCCUAUCGACUGCGGAUGGCAGCGGGAACGGGAGCAGGCUUUGGUGUGCCGUCAGAGUGGAACCAGCACCACACCCCAGACCACUUUAACCACAGCAUGGUGAUCUUUGCUCCCACAGAGCUAAAGGUUAGGGCCAAAAUGAACUCCCUCCAUGUCACAUGGCAGCCCCCGCCCAAUCACACGCAGAUCUCCGGCUACAAGCUCUUUUGCAGGGAGGUGGUUGGUGAGGAGCUGACCAAUGGGGAGGCUCAUCCUGAGAGGGAGAGGGUGAGGAGGAUGGAGGCCCACACCAUCAAGCUCCGCAAGAGGGUCAAACAUCAUGAGGUCUCUAGUCUGGUCCCUGACAGACUAUAUGAAGUGAAGGUGUGGGCCUUCAAUAAGCAGACGGAUGGCUAUGCUGCAGGAUGGAAGGGCAGGACAGAGAAGGCACAUGGCAAAGCGCCCCCUAAGGGGAACCCCCCUCCCCUGCCCCCCAGCAGCAUCAAGGCUACAGCCAACAGCUCCACGUCCAUCUGGCUGCGCUGGGAGAAACCUCGCUUCAGCAACGUCCGCAUCAUCAACUACACCGUACGCUGCAGCCCGGCCGGCAUCAGAAACGCAUCACUUGUGUCCUACUACACCAGCUCUGCUCAGGAGAUCCUCUUGGGGGCGCUAAAACCCCACACCCGCUAUGAGCUGGCUGUGCAGUCCAAUGGAGGAGACAUGGUUGGUCCCUUCAGCGGCACCGUGGAGGAGUCCACUCUCACUGACGUACCCUCCACCCCCCCAGCGGAACUGCAGCUCAGUGCCUUGGACUCCUCCUCUGUGUUGGUGAACUGGCGCCCGCCUGUGGAGCCCAAUGGCAUCAUCAUCAGCUACAGGAUCCUAUACACCAUCAACCUCAGCCAGCCUGAGCACCUGUGGAACAACCUCUCCCAAGAUGGGACCAUCAUGAGUGCUGAGGUAACAGGGCUGUCUAGUGGGACACAAUACUUCUUUAAGAUGAGGGCGUCCACUGAGGUGGGGGUGGGGCCUUACUCCCCAGUGAAGGAUGUGCACACUCCUCCCAAGAAAUAUGAGCUGGACAUCCAUGCAGUGACAGGCAUCAUAGUUGGUGUGUGUCUGGGGCUACUCAGCAUUCUCCUUUGUAUGUGUGUCAGCUUCCGCAACGGCAAGGCCAGAGAGGUGUCUGGAGGGCUGGACUCCACUGCUCUGCCCCCACAGUACCAUCAUGGGUGUAGGUCUGUGCCCACCAUGGUGCCAGAAUGCAGUGAUUGCCAUGAGCUAGAGACCCUGAUGCCCCUGGGCAGCCUGGACCAUGACCAUGACCGCACCCAACCCCUCACAGAGCCCACUGAGGAGCACAGCCUCAUGGGUAAUGUAGGAAUAGGGGACGAUGCCCUAGGAGCUGAGCUCAAGGCUGCUUAUAAUGGGUCAGUUAGUCGUAACUGGGCCAACCGGAUCACCAAAUACAGGGAUACCAUCACAGAGGACUCUCCAACUCUUAACAAUGGAACUUUGGACAUGACCAACACAGAGAAUGGCAAGGGCAACCCUGAGGACCAACUGGACUCCUCCCUGUGCAGUAGUAACCAUUUGGAGGCAGAGGUCAUAGUUCACUCUGAGCUGAACGACCUGGAGAAGGAGCAGCAGGAGGCGCAGAGUGACAGGGAAGAGGACUCUCAGGCCACCAGGGGGCCUUCACUGUCCGGGGCAGCUUACUUCCCAGUCAGACAGCCUGCCCAGGCCCCUUUACAACCAAAGGAGCCAGUCAGACAGCCUGCCCAGGCCCCUUUACACCCAAAGGAGCCAGUCAGACAGGCUGCCCAGGCACCACAACAUCCAGGGGAGCCAGUCAGACAGCCUGCCCAGGCCCCUUUACACCCAAAGGAGCCAGUCAGACAGCCUGUCCAGGCACCACAGCAUCCAGGGGAGCCAGUCAGACAGGCUGCCCAGGCACCACAGCAUCCAGGGGAGCCAGUCAGACAGGCUGCCCAGGCACCACAACAUCCAGGGGAGCCAGUCAGACAGGCUGCCCAGGCACCACAGCAUCCAGGGGAGCCAGUCAGACAGGCUGCCCAGGCACCACAACGUCCAUCACCAGGGGAGGAGUCCCUACAGACACAACCCCUGCCCAAGGUCCCAUCCGGCCCUGACCUGGAGCCAGUGUCCAAUCACAAUGGGCAGCCAGAGGGCAUGGUUGGGGGCAUGGUGGGCGUGGCAGCCCAGCUGACUGUAGAUGUGGGGCGGCACCCAGAAAUGGGGCUCACCAACGGCUUCCACUCCACCAAGCCCCUGCGGCCAGGGCAGGAGACCCUGGGGAACGGGGACUCCAGACACUGCCCCCCUCCCCCGUCCCCCUCUCCUUUCGUCAGCGCCGGCCUUGUCCACUCUAACUCAGCAGCGCACAGCUACCUGUGCCCUUAGCAGGAGAAACAAACCCUCACACCAAGACCAGCUGGACGCCUUUCUUUUUCUCAUCCAUGAUGAAUCAAAUGUUGUUUUUUUAAAGCACCUCUAUCUGAUUUUCUUCUUCCUGGCUCAGUUUUAUAGGUACUUUGAAUCCAUUGUUUUAUAUGUGUAUAUAUACAGUAUAUAUUUUUUAGUGCUAGUAUGUAUGGGUAUUCAUUUUGUUGCAUAGCAGCAGUAUGUUAGUCUGGCCUUACUCUGUACUUUGCUACAGGCUCCUAUUACAGACGUACGAUGACGGAAUCAUAGUGUAGAAAGCAGGAUAUUCCUUUUUUCAUAAGCCUUGACCUGUUGGACUCUGAGAUUGAGCGUGGACGUGUGGUACUUCAAGACCUACCUUUGGUCAGCUGAUGAUGGUAGAGAGGCUCUUGAUUCAGCACCAUGGAUGAAGAUAGAGCAGAACCGUGACCAUGUGGCCCUUUCACCCUCACCCUGGCUCCUUUCAAAUGACUGAGCUGUUCCUAUUGGCUGUUCCACUGUAUGGAUGCUGCCUGCCCCAGCACCAGGAAAGAAGCCUGAUAUUUAGACACUGAGAGUGCAGACCUCCUGUCUCUCUCUCGCUCUCUAACCUCCUGCUGUCUCAGGAUCCACACACACAUUCCCUGAAUUGAGCUUGGGGGUCUCAGGUGCCUAAUAUUUUAGGAGCAUUUUUAACCUCUGUAUAUUUAUAUAGAUGAUUAUAUUCAAUAAAAAUAGGACAAAUAUGUUGACAAAGGAAAAUAAAUGAGGCAAUUGAAGAAAAUUUGAAGGAACCGCAUACAGUAUAUGUAGUAGAUAUAGGUUGCAUUAUUUGGGGGGGGGGGGGCUAGAUGAGAUGUGUAGGUGUAUGACAAAAUAACACAUCUUAAGCAGCGUUCUCCUGGUUUUGCUCCCAGUCAACAGCACUACCUCAUUUCUUUACAGGAUGGUUUGUUGGUGAUUUUAAUUGUGUCAUGCAGAUAGGUGCAUCUUUUAGAAUCAGUUUUUUAACUGUUUAAUUCAUAGCCUUCAAUACUUUCAGGAAUAACUUCCUGUCCCCCUCUUUCUGUAUACAUCGAUGCGUAUUACCUACAGGAAAUGACAGGUAUGGUACAUAACGGCCUGUCUCAGAUCUCUGUUUAUUGCCCUUUUCCCCUUUAUCAGUUGUUCUGUUAGAUUUGGGUUUCCAACUGUCUUCACCCCCCUCAAUGUUACAUCUACUUUGGACCGCAAAUCACUUUUCACCUUAGGUAAAUCAUGCAGCAGUUUAGUUACCAGGCCUGCUAUAUGGUAGCCUGUUAUUAGACCUACUACAGAGGAACAAGGCUCCGUCGGGUGGCCUCACCCAUUGUGAUGCCAUCUGACUCAUCCUCUCAGCUGUGUCUGGGCUCCUCCCUCUGCAGGUGGGGGGGGGUGGAAAUAGAAUAGAGACAUAAACCUAGAAACCACUUCUAUUUUCAGUCAUAUUUACAUUCUUUCUUUGUACUUUUGACUCUCACCAGCCUGAGGUCUUUCACAAUACCACAUGUAAAGUCUACACCCCUUUGAACUUUUUUCACAUUUUGUUGCGUUACAAAGUGGAAUUAAAAUGGAUUUAAUUGACA
This is a messenger RNA of Salvelinus namaycush (lake trout), 6016 nucleotides long. RefSeq names its product immunoglobulin superfamily DCC subclass member 4-like. Gene Ontology annotation, cellular component: plasma membrane; axon. Gene Ontology annotation, biological process: cell-cell adhesion; axon guidance. The coding region runs from base 255 to 4412 and encodes 1385 amino acids. The record is from RefSeq and is a predicted model, not a curated record. The transcript is spliced from 20 exons. Lineage: Eukaryota; Metazoa; Chordata; Actinopteri; Salmoniformes; Salmonidae. Gene Ontology annotation, molecular function: protein binding.